CUCGGUGUCCUGUCUGCUUUUCUUUACUCACACACAGACACCAUUAACCUUCUUCCCGCCAGCCACUUGAACCUUCUCUCUCUCUCUCUCUCUCUCUCUGCUGAAGGCCGAUGCUUCAAUGGCCGCAGCUGUCACGUCAAGAGAUGUUCAGGAGAUCGUCUCCAAGCUCUCCUCCGACAAAGCCAAGCCCCGAGAAGAAGGAAUAAGGCUGCUGAAUACAUGGUUGGAUGGAGAACGAUCCAUCGCCUUCUGUAACUACCUUGCACACAACACUGCUCAGCUUAAACCAAAUGAAAUCCCUCACUCCGAAACCUGGCCGUUUCUCGUUACGCUGCUGAUUCAGUGCGCGUCGCUCGAGGUAUCAGCUAGCAAGCGACGAUCGCCCAAAUUACUAUACGCGAAAACGCUGAGAGUCGUGGUGCAACGAGCCGAAGAUAGCAAGUUCUCAGGCUGCACAUUGCCUUUGUUAUCCGUGGUCAAGCUUCUGUUUAAUCACAUAUGGGAUAUUUCAAGCAAUGUUCCGAGCUUUCAAUCCGAAUAUGGCUUGAUUCUGCGGCAUCUUUUGACGAUCAAAGACUAUCGUUUCCACAUGAGGAGGAAAAUAUAUUCCAGCCUGAUGCUUUGGUACAUGGAGAAGGUUGAGACUAGCCUAAAUGAGAAGAUUACAAGUCUAUCUAAUCCCAAGGAAGAAGUUUUUCGCUGCAUUUUGACGCUGCAUUCUCUCCUUGAGAAUCCUCCUGGGGACUUCCCAGAAAAUCUAAGGGAAGGAAUAGUUGAGGGCUUUGUUGGGAUUUUCUCUGCUGUAAGGGAUGAAGGAAAAAUUUCCCGUAAGCUUAUUGAGUGCGUAAACAUGUAUUUGCUUCAGGAUGGUCCAAAUCUAGGGUGUCUAUCUUGGAAAAUCCAUGAAAGUCUGCAGCAAUUUGUGUUCCGCUAUUGGUUGACUUCGCACGAUCGGAGUCUCAAGGAUGCAUUUACUACAUAUGCAAGGUUGCAAUUAAAUCUGGAAAGGGACAUUGGUGGUGAGAGUUCAUUAAUGGAUCAACUUGUUGACGUUGUUUGCAAGGAACUAGAUCAAAUCUCUAUGUCUAGCAGUGGAAACCCUAGGAAUGAAGUUGUUAAAGAUGACAAGGUGGGCUCCCUGAGUGGCGCGCACUGCAAUUUAGUUGAACUUGGCGCUCUUGUUUUUUAUAAGUCAUGUCGACACAUAAUAAAAGCACCUGUGGCUGGAAAACGGGCUAGAAGAGAGCAUGCUGCAGUUCAUCUAAAAGAAGCACUGAUGAAAGGGAAAUGGUUAUGGAAUGCCACAUUUUGUUGUCUAACACGUAAAUACUACAAUCGCAUGAGCAAAGACUAUUUCUUCUCUUGGUUUGAGACUAUAUACUCCAAACUUGGAAGAAUUAUGAAUGAUGCCAAUGUAGAGCACUCCUAUGAUGGUCUAUUUUGGACUUUGAGGAGUUUGCAGGAACUCUGUUCUGUUUUGCCACUUGCAGAUUUAACAAAAGAGAUUAGCUCGGGCUGGCAGUUGAUAUGGAAUACUUUGAUGCAUGGCCUUCCCACAUUCAGCAACGUCACAGCAGUUGUGGAUGUUGCUUUAAUGCUUCUUGGGGACAUAAUUGCAAGGGACCUUGUCAGUACUUGCAUAGUCCCUGAAGAUGUUUGGGGUCUUCAAUUAUUCAAUCAACUGCCAUCACUGUCUGUUCUGUACUUCAUUUCCAUUUACUUCUCAAGGAAGGGGUCUCAAGGUGACCUCCGGGAUAUGUUACACCUUAGGAAAAGCCUCUUACAAGCAGUUUUAGGUCAUCUAAGGUGGCAGGAGUCUUCCAUCUUUAGUGAAAGGAUUGUCUUAUUAUUCCCAGCGGCUGUGUAUGCCCUUUGUGCUGGUCAUGCUCCUUUUGAAUGUAAGCUUAAAGACAUUUCAUCUUCAAGCUUGCUUAAUGUUGCUGAGGCUUUUGAUGGCAGGUUCAAGGGAGAAGAUGAUCCAAAAAUUUUCGACUGCUCAGUUGAAGCUCUUGCCAGAAUCAAUUCAUGCUCUGGUGAUGAGGUUUACCUGGUGAAUUGCUGUCGAGGUGUACGUCUUCCUCGACAAUUAAGAGAUCAGCUGCUGCAUGACAUGGAAAUAUAUAUUCAAGGAGCUCUUGUGCAAGAUGAGAUCAAAUGCAGGCCUUUGCAAGAUGUCAUCUAUGUUUGUGCUUUAUACGCUAAUCUUAUAUAUGGUUCAGUUUUAACCAGGCAAAAGGAAGAAGUGUCACCAUUUCUGUCAAAAAUGGUCAUUGCCCUGUUGGAACUGUUGGAUUGUGCCACUGCCCUUAUUGAAGAAACCCAAAACAGUUUUCAUUCUCAAGGGUGUUUGGGCCCUGUUUCUUUGUGUGAUGGAACAAGUUCCAUUUUAUCAUCUUUUAGAAUAUUUGUCUCCUCACCCAUAUUUACGGAGCUGAGGAAUGAAAAGGCUUUGGAUGCUAUAUCUUAUUGUGUGAUGAAGCAAUCGAUGGAGAGGCUUUUGAGAGCAAUUAUUGGACUAUAUGAAGGAAAUAUAUGCAAAAGAAGCCCUCAGCCUGAUAUGGACUUCUCUGCAGCCGAGAUGCCUGAGUCUGUUCGCCCUAUUCCAGAUAAUAUAAGUCGGAUUAUGGAUAUGGAAUUGGAUGUGGAUGCAGAUUUUAAAGAUGCUGAUAUUUUUUCUGUGGGUGGAAAAGUCACCUCAGGCUUAGCCUUCUCUAUGGAGAAGUGGAAGUUAGGCAUGGUAUCACUGCUUUCAUGCUUUCUAACAGUUUUACAUGAAGCUACGUGGAAUAUCCUUUAUGAUUUAAUGAAAAGAGAAGAGAAUUCUAAGGUUCAUGAGAAUAUGUUACACCACAUUUGCCAGCAACCAUGUUGGUCCUCCAGUGAGAAUGUUUCACGCGUGGUUGAAAUGAUAGAUGACAUGAUGAAGGAACAAAUUGAUCUCAAGCUGGACUGCCAUUGUCUAAUAAGUGACAUCCGCAGUUUUAUUGGUGCCUUUUUAUCCUCAGAGAAAAAUGCUAAAAAGGAGAGACAGCACUUUCUCUCUCUAAGAAAAGAAGAAUUUGACCAAGACUUUACUCAACUUGGAGAGCUUGUGAUGAAAGUUGCUGAAGUUGACCUCCUUGAUUGGUCAGGACGAGUGAAGCUGGUUGAUAGCAUUUGUGAUUUCAUUUUACUUUGUCCUAAAGUUGGUCAGAUGUUGAUUGAAAGGUUGCUUCUAAUGCUGCGAGAUUCUGAUUAUCGAGUGAGAGUCUGUGUGGCUAGACGCAUUGGGGUUCUUUUCCAGACAUGGGAAGGUCAUAUGGAGAUGUUCCAAGAUAUAUGUUCCAACUUUGGGUUUCCUCUGGUAUGCUGCUUAAAAGGAAAGGUGAUCGUCUCGGCAAGGGAGGUUUUAGCAGCUGCUCCACAGCCUCGCCAAAUAAUGGAAACUGUUAUUGCUACGUUAAUGCAUAUUGCAUUACACAGUGAAAUAAUUGAGAUGGAGGCUCUUUUCAUGGUAUGUGUCAUCUCUGCAAUUGAUCCUUGUCAGAGAGAGUUGGUGAGCAUAGUGCUUGACAGCAUAUCCAAAGAGCUUCAGUAUGCAUGUAGGUCAAAGUAUCUGGAGGAAGUUCUGGGAUCUAUGAUAUUCAACUGGGUUGCCUGCAAUGUGAAUUUGGCUGCACUUGUUGAGAUAAGGCGAAUAUUUGUUUCUGAUGCUGAACCGAGUUACUUCAUGCAAUAUUGUUGGCAGUGGCUUCUUCCCGCACUCAUUCUGCAUGAUGAAAGCCACAAUCAGCUCAGUUGGCUAGCUCAGCUUGUUGGCCAACGAGUGAAAAUCCUUGUUCGGAAUCAUUUUGUGCCAAUAUUUGCAGUCUGUAUUGCAUUACACUGCUCUAGGGGAGCUGGGUCAGAAAAAGGAGGGGAAGCUCUUCAACGUUUCAUAUUGCAGUUUGCAGAAAUAUCUGAGACUGAAAGAGACAAGCUCAUUAGGAAGCAUAUGGUAUCUAUAGUCAGCCAUGUUUUGUCUCUUGUGUCUAACACGUCAGAACCCACAAUCCCUUUCUUUCCAAUGGAUACCAUAGUGCGUGCGAUUCAAACAGUUGUUGAUGGAUUUCUGGACAUGGGGGAAUAUCGUACUGGUGCUGGCGUCAUUGAUAAGAUCAACAUUUUUCGUCCUGAUAGAGUUUUCAUGUUUAUAGUAGAAAUACAUCACAAGAUUACCGCAGCGGUCCAUCACCGGCAUAAAUGCCACCGAUUGGCUGGAAUGGAGGUUCUCGUUGAAAUUCUUGGGCACAGGACUGCUGUUGUGAGCACUUUGAAUUACCUUCUCAAUUUGACUGGGCAAUACAUAGGUUGCCACGCUGUGCAAGAUCAAUGCUGUCGGAUAAUAUCCAGUCUGCUGGAUACUGUUGAAAAUAACGUCACAUCCAAAGAAAUCAUUUGUGUCUUGGGUGAACAAUUACAGUUUUUGGUGUCGAAGUUAGUGGAGUCUUGCUGUUUAUCCAGUCCUAAUGGAGAAAUUUCACAACCUGGGUCAUCCCAGGUUUUAUCCGUGCUUCACCGGCUAACUUUGCGAUCUGAUCCAUCUCUCCAUGACUAUAUAACAGAAUUGGAACCUUUUCCGGUUAUAGAUAUGUUGGGUGAGAUUCGGAAGUUCCAUGAGGAUUUAUGCCAGGACUACUCUCUUAGAGAUCACUUGUUGAAUUUUGUCAAGAGAUCUUGCUAUCUUCCACCUAGACUUCUUCUUUGGAGUCUUCAAGCACUGCAUAAGAAAUUUUUAGCUGCAGUAUCAUUUCAAAGAGAAUGGGAGAAUGGUGCUUGGCAUGAAGACCAAGAAGUUGUGCAAGCAGUUUGGACUCUUGUUCGCAUCUGUGCCUCAGAUGAUGCGGAUGGUGUUAGAAUGUUGGUUUCUGAUUUCAUAUCAAGGGUUGGUAUAGGUGACCCGCACUGUGUUGUCUUCCAUCUCCCUGAAGGCUCAAGUGGCAUUCAUGUUUGCGAACAUGUUAAUUCUGAAAGUGCUUCAGAGGUCAAUUUUACCCUGAAUACCAGCAUAUCUGAUGAACUCUUGGUUGCUCUAUUGAAGCUCUUGAAGAAGUAUCUAAUGGAUGAUUCUGUUGUGAUUGUUGAUAUGACAUCUCAAGUACUUAGGGGAAUACUUUCGACCGAAAGGGGUCAAAGUGCAUUAUUGUCUUUUGGUUCCUAUGAGAGGUCCCUUAUUGAGAUUCACUCUAGGGGUGUUAACAUGGAGGUGGUGGAGAAACUCCUGUCAGAAUUAGAGCAGAAAUUCAAGGCUGAAGCUAUGCCAUUAGAGAAGUCCUCUACAUGGGAAACUCAUGGUAAAACUUUUGAGGCGUGGAUCUGUCCACUAGCUUUCUCUUUGAUUGGGCACUGCAAUGAUGUCAUCCUGCGAUUAUGCCAAGAUAUUGUUUUGCUAAAAGCAGAUGUUUGUGAGCUCCUGUUGCCGAGUAUUAUGGUUGAUCUUGCCAGAAGGAAGGAUUUGGAUCGAAAUCUUCAUCGGUCGAUCUCUUCACAGGUUCAGGAACAUAUAUUUGUUGAGACAAAUAACUUAAUCAAGUCUGUUCAAGUAUUUCUGAAUGCCCUUAAUGAACUUCGUAUAUGCUAUGUUAUAGAAAGAUCUACUUCAGUUACUUCAAACCGAGAAAGUUCUAAGCUUGCGAAGCCUUCUAGCUAUGGAUCAAGAACUCGCUCCGCCUCCACAAAAAAUAUAGAUCAUCAUGCUAAUUCACUUCCUUCGGCAGUAUCAACAUCUUCGUGGGAAAAGGUCUAUUGGCUGUACAUUGAUUACCUUGUUGUAGCAAAGUCAGCUCUGGUUUGUGGUUCAUACUUUACCUCUGUAAUGUAUGUGGAGUAUUGGUGUGAAGAGAAUUUUGACAAUCUCACAUUGGGUACUCCAGAUUUCUCCCCUCAGGAAGUGCUGCGGCCCCACGUUGAAAUACUUGUCUCAGCAGUCACACAAAUCAACGAGCCUGAUAGUUUAUAUGGGAUAAUUCAGACACACAAUUUGACAUCUCAAAUUGUGACCUUUGAGCAUGAGGCAAACUGGAGCAAGGCCCUUGAGUACUAUGAUUUGCAAGUCAGGUCAGAAGCCAUGGUGCCGUUAGAAAAUGGAUCUAGAAGUUUGAUAGCAGGGCAUUCUGAAACAUCCUUUUCAUCAUGUUCUCCUACCAAUGAUGCCGUGAGGCUUGGAAAGCCAUAUAAAGGUCUGAUUAGAUCCUUACAACAAAUUGGUUGUACUCAUGUGCUGGAUUUGUAUUGCCAAGGAUUGACUUCUCGAAAAGGGCAGUUCGAGUAUGACCUAGAAUUUGCUGAAUUGCAGUAUGAGGCUGCUUGGCGUGCUGGGAAUUGGGAUUUCUCCUUACUUUCUGGGUCUUCUGCUUCGUCUUCUAGCCAACUGAUUAGAAGUGACCAUUUCAAUGAGAGCCUGCACUGUUGUCUGCGAGCUCUGCGAGAGGGAGAUUUAGAUGAAUUCCUGGGGAAGCUGAAACGCUCAAAACAGGAGCUUGUACUGUCUGUCUCUCAUGCAAGUGAGGAGAGCACUGAAUACAUCUAUUCAACAAUAAUUAAGCUCCAGAUUCUAUGUCAUCUUGGUACUGCUUGGAAUUUACGUUGGACAGACUUUCCAUCAGAAAGAUCAAAAGGAGACCUGAAAGUGCUGUCUGAACCUGUGAUACCUACCAUUGAGCAGAUGACAUGCCUAAAUUCUGACUGGGAGUCCAUUUUGAGACGGACACAGCUGCACAUGAAUUUGUUGGAACCUUUCCUUGCAUUCAGGCGUGUUUUACUCAAUAUAUUGAAUUGUAAGGACUGCUUGAUUCAACAUCUUUUGCAAUCAGCUUCGACACUUCGUAAGGGGGCUAGGUUUUCUCUGGCGACUGCAGCUUUGCAUGAUCUAAAAUAUCUUGCUGCUGGAGACAGGGAGCAUUCUUUAACCUCAUAUUGGCUUGGAAGGCUGGAAGAAGCUAAGCUUCUGAGGGCCCAAGGCCAGAACGAGAUGGCCAUCAGCUUAGCUAACUAUAUCUCACAGAAUUCCACACUGUAUGAAACAUCUUCAGAUGUGUAUCGUUUGAUUGGCAAGUGGUUGGCAGAAACUAGAUCAAGCAACUCUAGGACUAUUUUGGAGAGCUACCUAAAACCUGCUGUGGCACUGGCUGAGGACCAGAGAAGAACCCAUAAAGGGUUUAUAGAAAGACAGAACCAGACACAUUUCCACCUUGCACAUUAUGCAGACGCUCUAUUCAAGAGUUAUGAGGAUAGACUAACUUCUAAUGAGUGGCAAGCAGCUAUGCGUUUAAGGAAACACAAGACACUAGAGCUGGAAGCACUUAUUAGGCGACUGAAGAGCUCAACAAAGGGGGAAAAGACCGAUUAUUCAGUGAAAAUACUAGAACUGCAAAGGCAGCUUGCGAUGGAUAAGGAAGAAGCUGAAAGAUUGCAGGAUGACCGGGACAAUUUCCUUAGUCUGGCAUUGGAGGGAUACAAGCGAUGCCUAGUCAUUGGAGACAAGUAUGAUGUGAGAGUGGUGUUUCGACUAGUCUCCUUGUGGUUUUCUCUUUCUUCUAGACAAAAUGUCAUAAAUAACAUGCUUAGCACAAUUGAAGAGGUGCAGUCCUACAAGUUUGUGCCACUAGCUUACCAGAUUGCUUCAAGAAUGGGAGGCUCAAAAGAGGGUCACAGGAAAAAUAACUUUCAGUUUGCUUUGGUCUCUCUUUUGAAGAAAAUGUCCAUUGACCAUCCAUAUCAUUCGAUCUUUCAGCUUCUAGCUUUGGCAAAUGGUGAUCGCAUCAAAGAUAAGCAACGAAGUAAAAGCUCAUUUAUUGUUGAUAUGGAUAAGAAGCUUGCAGCAGAAAAUCUUUUGAAAGAGUUAUACUCAUAUCACGGAGAUAUUAUCAGCCAAAUGAAGCAAAUGGUGGAGGUGUAUAUCAAACUUGCAGAACUAGAAAUAAGGAGAGAGGAUACCAGCAAGACAAUGAAGUUGCCAAGAGAUAUCCGCAGUGUUCAACAACUGGAACUUGUGGUGCCAGUAGUAACUGCUACUAUUCCCGUUGAUCGAAGUUGUCAGUAUCGUGAAGGCACCUUUCCACAUUUUAAAGGACUGGAAGACUCAAUCAUGGUGAUGAAUGGCGUAAAUGCUCCAAAAGUUGUUGAAUGCCUUGGUUCUGAUGGUCAGAAAUAUCGACAGCUAGCAAAAUCUGGAAAUGAUGAUUUAAGACAAGAUGCUGUAAUGGAACAAUUUUUUGGUUUAGUCAACACUUUUUUACAGAAUCAUCAAGAUACUCGGAGAAGAAGACUAGGUGUGCGGACCUAUAAGGUUGUUCCUUUUACCCCCAGCGCGGGUGUUCUCGAGUGGGUCAAUGGCACUGUUCCUCUAGGGGAUUACCUCAUAGGAAGCAACAGAAAUGGUGGUGCACAUGCGCGGUAUGGGAAAGGAGAUUGGACUUUUCCGAAAUGUCGAGAGCAUAUGAGUAAUGCAAAAGACAAGCGGAAGGCAUUUCAGGAAGUUUGCGAGAACUUCAGGCCUGUAAUGCAUAACUUUUUCUUGGAGAGGUUUCUACUGCCUUCUGAUUGGUUUGAGAAGAGACUUGCUUAUACCCGAAGUGUCGCAACUAGUUCAAUGGUGGGUUAUAUUGUUGGUCUUGGAGAUCGGCAUUCUAUGAACAUUUUAGUUGAUCAAGCCACAGCAGAAGUUGUUCACAUUGAUCUCGGUGUUGCCUUCGAGCAAGGCUUGAUGCUUAAGACGCCAGAACGGGUUCCAUUCAGACUCACGAGAGAUCUUAUUGAUGGCAUGGGAGUUACGGGAGUGGAAGGUGUGUUCAGAAGAUGCUGUGAGGAGACCCUCUCUGUGAUGAGGACAAAUAAAGAGGCACUACUAACCAUAGUGGAAGUUUUUAUCCACGAUCCAUUAUAUAAGUGGGCUUUAUCCCCUUUGAAAGCCUUGCAACGUCAGAAGGAAACGGAUGAUGAUCUAGAGAUGUGCUUUGAAGGCUCUCGAGAAGAAACUGAAGGAAAUAAGGAUGCUGCAAGGGCUCUAAUGCGCGUCAAGCAAAAGCUCGAUGGAUAUGAAGGUGGUGAAAUGAGAAGUCUUCAUGGGCAGGUUCAACAACUCAUACAGGAUGCGAUCGAUCCCGAGCGGUUGUGUCAAAUGUUUCCGGGAUGGGGAGCUUGGUUGUGAUGUAAAUAACUAGCUGUUGCACUCCAAAUGACACCCAAUAAGACCAUGUACAGGCGGCAUUUUGAUCGAUUUGUGUGUGUGUGUGUGUGUGUGUGUAUAAAUUCAUAUUCACUCGAGUCAUGUAUUGGGUGGAAUUGGUGUUAGCAAUGACAUGAAUGAAAAUUUUAUAUAUUUUCGGUGGC
Punica granatum (pomegranate) is the source of this 9348-nucleotide messenger RNA. NCBI's taxonomy places the organism in Eukaryota, Viridiplantae, Streptophyta, Magnoliopsida, Myrtales, Lythraceae. The record is from RefSeq and is a predicted model, not a curated record.